ACCUAACCUACCUUACCUAACCACCUCCAUACCGGACCUGCACACUGCCCAGCAAAAACAGACGACACCCCGCCAUCAUGAUUCAACUCAAGACAAUGGUCAAUGUCAUCGACAAUUCCGGCGCCGCCAUAGCAGAAUGCGUCAAAGUCCUCAAACGCAAAACCCCCGCGCGCGUCGGCGACCGCAUCAUCGUCGUUGUCCAAAAACAACGCAACUUUGGACCCGAAAGCGGUGGAGGUGGAGGUUCCGUGUCCGUGUCCGCUGCCAAUAAAGUGCGACGAGGAGACAUCAGACAUGCCGUGGUGGUGCGCACGAAGAAAGAGUUUGUGAGAAAGGAUGGAAGUGUCGUGAAGUUUGAUGAUAAUGCCUGUGUGCUGAUCAACAAAGGAGGAGAGCCCAUUGGGACGAGAUUGAACGGGAUUGUUGCGAGGGAGGUGAGGGACAAGGGGUGGAGUAAGAUUUUGAGCUUGGCCCCGAUGCAUUUGUAGAAGAGGGAAUCGGCACAACAGAGGAGAGAGGUGGAGGGGAUACGAGAGGGCAUGGAAUCGUUGGCAAGAAGUGGUCAACGGCUGGUGGCAGCGUCAAGUCGAGAUGCCGGGAAGGCGAGACUCCACGGUAUCUGGCGCAUCGCAUUCGAGGGCUGCAUACAUCAUGGCCGCGCUGCCGUUCCUGUUCUGUGGAGGGCGCAUGCAGGGAGACGAAGCUGGCAGGACCAAGAGAAGACUGCGAUGCAAGACUCUACCUAGCAGCUGGAAAGUGCCGGCUCGUCGACCGGACGAGCCACAUUGGACGUGACUGGGAAUUUGUGUUCGAUUUGGUUAUGACAAAGCGUGGAGUUCAAGGGUGCGCUGGAAUUUCCACUCACAUCAGCGGAGCGAAAGCGAUUGUGACAUAUAGGUGAGUGCUACACAUCAUUCAGAGCCCAUUUUUAGUAAGGUAGGUAGAUCCAAAAGGAGCUCUCGCCGCAUCA
Messenger RNA from Sphaerulina musiva SO2202, 970 nucleotides. Its product is annotated as 50S ribosomal protein L14. The record is from RefSeq and is a predicted model, not a curated record. Gene Ontology annotation, molecular function: large ribosomal subunit rRNA binding; structural constituent of ribosome. Bases 78 to 488 code for a protein of 136 amino acids. Gene Ontology annotation, biological process: translation. NCBI's taxonomy places the organism in Eukaryota, Fungi, Ascomycota, Dothideomycetes, Mycosphaerellales, Mycosphaerellaceae. Gene Ontology annotation, cellular component: ribosome; mitochondrial large ribosomal subunit. The transcript has 2 exons.